Cryphonectria parasitica EP155 is the source of this 962-nucleotide messenger RNA. RefSeq lists its product as uncharacterized. NCBI's taxonomy places the organism in Eukaryota, Fungi, Ascomycota, Sordariomycetes, Diaporthales, Cryphonectriaceae. Bases 252 to 962 code for a protein of 236 amino acids. The transcript is spliced from 3 exons. The record is from RefSeq and is a predicted model, not a curated record.
GCGGAUCGACGCUGGACCCUCCUCGUCUCGUCAACAUCCACAUGCGACAGACGCGACUCGCUCACGUCCUCAUACCCCUUCACGACUGCGGCUUCAACAGCAGAGUCUACAGGAGCAUGUUCACUUUGAAUACCACCAGCAGUAGCAGCAGCAGCAACAACAACAAACAUGAUGAUGCGCCACAGGCACCACCAUCACCACCGCCGCCACUACCACGGCCUCGGGUGUCUUCAUCUCCAGGUUGAGGUCCUAUGGCCCACCCCGAGAACAUGACCAUACUUCUACACAAAGCUCUCGAGAUCCUCAACCCGAAGGGCCAAGCAUCUCACGACCCCUACUCUACCCUAGUCUCGGCCGCCCACGCAGGUCGCCCGCGAGGAUGUCAACGCGGCAUCCACGAUGAGCGGGUGCGUGGGAGGAAGCCAAACCCUGUGCCUGAUGCGGUCGUGCCGGAACCGGACAAGGAUUUUACAUACCUCGUUCGUAGGGAGGAGGCGGAAGUGAGUUGGAAGGGCAAGUAUGAUCCGCUCAAGGAAUGGGACGGCGUGCCCAACUACUCUCGCGCCGCUCUGCGGAAGGAGGCAUCCUUUUGGUACAAGAAGGUGGUGGACGUGCGGGAUAAGCUGAAGUGGAUGCAGAAGCAUCUUCUCGAGGAGAUGGAGGGACCCCGCGUCUCGUUCGGCACACGGAGGAACGCCCUUGUCGCCAUGAGCCAGAUCCGAGCGAUGUCGUUAGGGAUAGGAGCUACUCUGAUGCUCAUCGCGCACGGUGAGCUAGACAAAAAUCGUAAGGACCAAAAUGGCACGUGGGCCAAGGGCAUGAAGCGACUCAUCUGGGAGGCUCAACAGCAUGAUCUCAACACAGCAACGCUGAUGGAUAUCCUCCUGGCCGUUGGACCAGGUGCCGCUCGUAGCUUGGAGGCUGGUGAUGACGAGUCGGAAGACGACGACGUAUUAGCCUAG